GCGACCACAAAAAAAGGUGGUGCACUCAAAGGCACUGCUCCCGACGCGGCAGAUAGAAGUAGCAAUAAAGAGCAGCUCAACCACCCUGACAACCGUAGCCAGGCAUACGGUCGCCAUGGCAACCACAACGCCGCCGACUUCGCGCGGCCAUCUUAUGAUAAUAGAAGUCAGCACUCACACCAUCCACAGCCACAUCGACGUCUGCAGCACUUCGACACG
Sphaeroforma arctica JP610 is the source of this 219-nucleotide messenger RNA. RefSeq lists its product as hypothetical. The transcript has a single exon. Lineage: Eukaryota; Ichthyosporea; Ichthyophonida. The annotation marks the transcript as partial. The record is from RefSeq and is a predicted model, not a curated record.